Messenger RNA from Cydia fagiglandana, 2424 nucleotides. RefSeq names its product N-acetylglucosamine-6-sulfatase-like. Gene Ontology annotation, molecular function: N-acetylglucosamine-6-sulfatase activity; glycosaminoglycan binding. The coding region runs from base 328 to 1797 and encodes 489 amino acids. NCBI's taxonomy places the organism in Eukaryota, Metazoa, Arthropoda, Insecta, Lepidoptera, Tortricidae. Gene Ontology annotation, biological process: glycosaminoglycan metabolic process. The transcript is spliced from 11 exons. The record is from RefSeq and is a predicted model, not a curated record.
ACUGUCAUUACUGUCAAAUAUUUGGAACGGAAAAUCCAUCGAUUUUCACCACUUUAACGAAAAAAAUUGUUCUGAGUAAUAUUAUCCUCUCGAAUAACCAGAAUAUCUGUUGCGUGUAAUAAAUAAUGGGCAACAAGGGUGUUAUUCCGUUCAUCAAGGACUUCUAUUACGAUCCCUUCAAAUGGUCAGUGGUGAAGAGCAUCGGAUUUUUCGCAGUCGGCGUGGUCGUCGCGAGCGAGUGCACGGGCCUAGAACUCAUGCCCGCGGUCCCGAAUUAAAAAAAAACAAACCAUAGACUUUUAUGCUAAGUUUAAGUAGAACACCAAAAUGUUAAUUUUGAAUUCUCUUCUGUUUUUUCUUCUCGCCGGCGGGAUUUCGUGUGAUAAACCAAACUUUGUGAUUAUAUUGACGGAUGAUCAGGAUGUCACGAUGGGUGGUAUGACUCCGAUGAAACAUGUCCGGCGGCUUAUUGGUGAGGAAGGCAUGACGUUUGCUAACACGUUCGUGUCAUCCCCAAUUUGCUGCCCGAGCCGCGCGAGUAUCCUAACCGGGCUUCACGUUCACAACCACGGGACGAGGAACAACACAGUCGAGGGCGGAUGCUACGGGCCUCAGUGGCAGAAACUUGAGACGAACACAUUCGCCACGGCUCUGCAAGGCGCUGGGUAUAAAACUUUCUACGCUGGAAAGUAUCUCAAUGAGUAUGGUAGAACAGAUAGAGGAACAACGGUGCCGCCCGGCUGGACGGAGUGGCACGGGCUAGUGGGCAACUCCCGAUAUUAUGACUACACGCUGUCUAACAACGGCGUGCCAACUCACUCUGAAGACCUUUAUCUCACGGAUAUUAUCAGAGACAUAAGCGUCAACUUCUUAGAAAACCAGACGGAGCCGUUUCUAAUGGUCCUAGCGCCGCCGGCCCCGCACCAGCCGUUUACGCCCGCGCCGCGACACCGGGACGCCUUCAGGGACGUCACAGCGCCCAGGACGCCGAUCUACAACGUAGCGGCAAAGGACAAACACUGGUUAAUGAUGAUGCCGCCAUCCCCUCUCCCCGAGUCUUUGCUCCCCGAGUUAGACCGGGCAUACCGUUCCCGCUGGGAGGCGCUUCUAGCUGUGGAUGAAAUGGUGGCUGACGUCAUGGCUAUGUUGAAGAAGGGGGAAAAGGACAACACUUAUGUUAUAUAUACUUCUGACAAUGGGUAUCAUGUUGGACAAUUCUCCCAAGUAUACGACAAACGCCAGCCCUACGAGUCGGAUAUCCGGGUGCCUCUUCUAAUAAAAGGGCCCGCCAUUAAGCCAAACGUGACCAGCCUCCAACCAGUGAUGAACAUUGACUUGGCGCCCACCAUUUUGAAACUAGCCGGUUUGGAGGUUCCAGAGUCUAUGGAUGGAAGGGCCAUCGAUGUUUUAGACGAAACCCCAGUUAAGGAAAGGACCAUGUUGGUGGAAUAUUUCGGACAAGGCCAAGACUCGAGAGUGGACUCGCAGUGCCCGUGGAAAUAUGACGGCGAAUAUUUAGAUGAAUGCCUUCCACUAUACGAGUGCAAAUGCCAGGACUCUAGAAACAACACCUACGCGUGUUUAAGGCGCAUCGGGAAGCAGGUCAACGAUAAAUAUUGCGAGUUCAAAGACACAAAGGAUUUCAUCGAGAUCUACGACUUGGACGCCGAUCCGUAUGAGUUUAGCAACCUGAAGAACGAAACUAUGGGCGCCUUCCUAGCGUGGUAUCAUCACGUACUGAACGCUAUGGUGUCAUGCAAGGGUUCAGACUGUGACCCGACAUUGGUAGAUAAAUGAAAAUACGUAAAAUCCGACCGAAGUUAUAGGUAUGGACACUAGAAUUGUAGUCAGGCGUACAGUCUGCAGCGAUUUUGAUAGCCCUCGCAGUGCCAGUGUUAUUUAUACGUCAUAAUUUCAUAGAAGUUUGACGUUUAAAAUUAUACUUGCACUGCGUGGGCUAUCAAAUCCGCUGCAGACUUUUCAUGGUUUGACUCUAUUAUAUGAUGACGGAGUUUUUGAAAUUAGCUGAAAUUAGUCUUCUUUUCUUUAUUCGUAACGAUAGCAAGCUGAACCGCCAACUGAAAUGGUUUUAUUCUAUUUUUUUAGCUUUGUCAUUCAUUUUAAUACUGUUUUUGCGAUUAGUGCCUACUAUGUGUAGCUGUGUGUGUAAUCAAUCAUAAUCAUUCACUCCAACUCUCGGUGAUACCUAUAUUAAUGAACUAUGUAAAAACAUUCCACUCAGAUACCUUAUCUUUUAUAUUAUAAUGUUUAGGUAAGUUAGAUUUAGAUGUUAGCAGUAAUCUUUCAGUUUAAACAUUUUAUCAAAUAAGUAGUUUUUGUUAAAGAGUUAACUAGUCUGAGGUCAUAACUUAAAUCUAACGUUUUUAAUUUUGUUUUAUGUCAAAUAAACAACAAUUAAUAGAU